Centruroides sculpturatus (bark scorpion) is the source of this 1290-nucleotide messenger RNA. Its product is annotated as protein lin-28 homolog. The record is from RefSeq and is a predicted model, not a curated record. Gene Ontology annotation, molecular function: nucleic acid binding; zinc ion binding. The transcript is spliced from 4 exons. The coding region runs from base 263 to 787 and encodes 174 amino acids. Lineage: Eukaryota; Metazoa; Arthropoda; Arachnida; Scorpiones; Buthidae.
UUCCUCGUAAAUGAUUAAAAUUUCCCUGUACUUAAUUCUCCUCAUUAUCAUUAGAACUUUUUUAAAUCGUCCGCUCUUCCUACGUAAUCGAAAAUUGGCAGGUGGUUCAAGCUUCCUAUUGGUGGUUGGGACGUACCGCCGCUGCGAAUCUCCUCACGUGACUGUAGCGCACGCUUUUAAGUAAAAGUAAAGCAUCCCGUUAGCAGUUAUCCUUGAGGGAGUUUCUACGAAACGAAAGUGUCACGCUGGAGGUUCAGGGAGGAUGUCUACAGGGGGGUCGACGGGGCGCAGGACAGGAAGAUGCAAAUGGUUUAAUGUCGCUAAAGGAUGGGGUUUCAUCACACCGAACGACGGAGGACCAGAUAUCUUCGUUCAUCAGUCGGUGAUACAGAUGCCCGGUUUCAGAAGCUUGGGCGAUGAAGAGGAAGUGGAGUUCGAAUGUAAAGUUUCAGAUAAAGGACUGGAAGCGACAAUUGUCACAGGUCCUAGCGGCCAGGAUUGUCGCGGUUCGCAUCGCAGACCUAUGUCCAAAAAACGAUUCAGGAAAAUCAGGUGCUAUAACUGUGGGGAAUUCGCCAACCACAUAGCGGCCAAGUGUACUCUGGGUCCGCAACCGAAAAGAUGCCAUCAUUGCAAGUCCGUGGAGCACUUGAUAGCGGAGUGUCCCUUACGAGAAGAGAAGAAAAAAGGUGGAGGAAAGGCCAAAAACGGAGACAGUACUAAUAACAAUAGCAGUAAAGAAGAAACGAAUCAUCGGGGCGAGGGGGAAGUAACAGAGGGGUUGUAGGGAAACCGGGCGAAUGAUGUCACGACUCCCUCACGCAGUCCGAGUGUGUCACUGGUUUCAUACAGUACAGUCAUCUCAGUCCGCCCACAGUCGAAAUCAAAGUCGCGAACAAAACAAAUAUGCGACAGACUAAAAUCAAAUACUGCGGCCUCCACCCCUCUUAAAUGGGGGGUGAGGUGGUAAACACCACCGACAGGCAUCACCGACUAAAAAAAACAAAAAAUAUAUAUGUAUUCAUUUCGGAGUUAAAACUAUAUACAUAAUGAAAAAAUACUACAAAUAACUAUUCUCAGGGGUUCGAAUUUCGCCGGGGGUUUUAGGAAGAAAAAAAUUAUAUUUGUGUGUUUUUUAAAGUGCUUUUUCUCGCCUUCCCCCUUGGCGGAGUUCUGUUAAUGUUUUUAAUUUAUGAAAAGGAAAAAGUGGAAGAUAAUUACUAAACGUAGGAGUGUUUGUUGUAUUGUGUGUCCCGUUGUUUACCCAUCGAAGGAACUGUCCUUUGCGCG